AUAAAGGAUAUAGAUCAGUGGUCAUUCCCUAAUCAACAUGGUAUAAACUUCAGUCUGACAAAGGGAAAUUCUGCGAUAAGAAAAUACCCAAUAGUGGUUGGUUUUGCAUUAGAGAGCAAUGUCAUAUUGGGUUUAUAACAGGGUAGAAUUUGAUUUUGAUGGUGACUGGAGAAAUUCCCAGGUAAUCUACAAUGACUUUGAUUGCAAAUGGCUGGAGGAGAGACUGGGAAUCUUUGUACCAGAAAACGAAAAGGAUUUGAAGGUAAGAGCAAAUCACCUUGAACAAAUUGUUGAGGCUGCUCGAGAGGACAUGGAUGCCCAAGACGAGUAUCUGUUCUUUAAGUGGAGUCAAGCAGAUGAAGAUUAUGUAUACGACUUGCCCUUGAUAAAGAUUGAGGAGAAGUUACAGUGCUUGAUUUGUAUUGAGGAUAUGGAAAUAGGAGAGAUGGGGAAAGAGUUGCCUUGUGAACAUAUUUUUCAUGAUGGCUGUAUUGAAGAGUGGCUAUUAGAUUACAACCAUGUUUGCCCAAUCUGCAAAUUUGAGCUGCCAGUAGCCGAAAUUGAUGAGAACUAAACUAAUUGGGCAUAAUUGGGUAUAUCGAACUCUGGAAUAUGAUAAACACGAGGUGAGUACAUCUGGGGAAAUAAUUUUAAUUAUUUAUAUCUACAAAUAGACAUGAGAAAACGCGUGUUUUGAAUCACUUCCCCAAAAAUUAAAUAUCUUUGUCAGAAUGAUCAGUAAAAAAAUUCAAGUAAUCCUUUAA
This is a messenger RNA of Cryptomeria japonica (Japanese cedar), 764 nucleotides long. RefSeq lists its product as uncharacterized. NCBI's taxonomy places the organism in Eukaryota, Viridiplantae, Streptophyta, Pinopsida, Cupressales, Cupressaceae. The record is from RefSeq and is a predicted model, not a curated record. The coding region runs from base 119 to 574 and encodes 151 amino acids. The transcript has a single exon.